Messenger RNA from Staurois parvus, 306 nucleotides. Lineage: Eukaryota; Metazoa; Chordata; Amphibia; Anura; Ranidae. The record is from the annotation of a GenBank genome assembly.
AUCCAAAACCUGCAGAACGAGAUGCUGGAAUUACAGCAAAGACUGUCCGUCUCAAUGACCGCUGACCGCAGAAAGGACGCCAUGAUCCAGCAACUGGACCAGACUCUGGCCAUGGUGGUGGGCGGUUGGAAGCAGCAGGAGCAUCAGCGUGAAGAGGCCAUGCGUCGUCUGAAGCAGGAAAAAGAGGAAGCAGAGAGAGCCGGAUCCAAAGAUCAGAAGGUGAGCCUGAGGUCAGCCAUGUUGAGCAGGGCCUACGUUCUGCACACACUCUUCUCUUAUAGUCUGCUCCAUCUUUCAGGCAUUAAG